Messenger RNA from Endocarpon pusillum Z07020, 624 nucleotides. RefSeq lists its product as uncharacterized. Gene Ontology annotation, molecular function: chromatin binding. The coding region runs from base 1 to 624 and encodes 207 amino acids. The transcript has 3 exons. Lineage: Eukaryota; Fungi; Ascomycota; Eurotiomycetes; Verrucariales; Verrucariaceae. The record is from RefSeq and is a predicted model, not a curated record.
AUGGCUCAGCUGACAAUCCAAGCUCUCUACAUUGAAGGAGAUCCUGCCCUCUGUAGGGUCUACUUCAUCAAUCAUCAAGAUGAUAGGGAGAAUCAGAACGCUGGAUUUCAGAUAAUCGAUAAGAAGCCUUUUGCGUUUGCACUGCAGAACAUCCAGAAAGGAGAAGAAAUCUACACCACUUAUGGAGGAGAAUGGCACUUUCCGGAAGCUCCACACUCAACUAUUAAGCCCGAAAAAGUACCUUGUGUUGUCAACGGACUACUUUAUAAGAGGCUAGUUAUACACGUUAACGACUACGUCUAUAUUAAAGGACAGCCCACGAAAGGAGAUCGUCAUACUUCGACAUGGAUAGCCAAGGUGCUAAAGAUCUCACUUACCAAUAACAAAGAAUGGCUUCACGUUUCUUGGAUGUACCACCUUCAUGAUGUGCCGAGAUGCAUUGUUGGCGAGCUAGAGAUUGGAGAUUGGGAGCUCUUUGCUUCUAACCACGAGGAUGAUAUUGUAGUAGACACUUUGAUGGACUUGGCCAAGGUUAAGGAGAACUGCAGAAGCGCACAGUCUGAUUGGUAUUGGUGGCGAACGUGGGACGCAAAAAUGCAGAAAUUGAUUGAGCCGUCGUUGUAG